GGAAGGCCCAGGGAACCAAGCAGCGCUGCCGCCGCCGCUGCACCCCGAGCUGGAGGAGGGAGAAGCCAGGAAGAAAAUGGCGGCCGUGGCUGCAGAGGCGGCAGCGACUGCAGCGUCCCCCGGGGAGGGGGGCGCCGGCGAGGCCGAGCCGGAGAUGGAGCCCAUCCCCGGCAGCGAGGCCGGCACUGACCCCCUCCCGGUCACGGCGACGGAAGCAUCUGUGCCGGACGGCGAGCCCGACGGGCAGCAGUCUUCUCCUCAGGCCGACGAGCCGCCGCUCCCGCCGCCACCGCCGCCGCCGGGGGAGCUCGCCCGCAGCCCGGAGGCGGCGGGGCCGGAACUGGAGGCUGAGGAGAAGCUGCCCGUCCGGGUACCGGAGCCGGCGGCAGCCGCGCCUCAGGAAACACCCGACCUUCCACCUUCCCCUGCACCACCGCCCGAGCAGCCCCCAGCUCCCGAGGAGCGCCAGGAACCGCCGCUGCCCCAGCCCGCAGCCCCGGCGCUCGUGCCGCCGGCGGGCGGGGACUCCGCGGUGUCGCAGCUGAUUCCCGGCUCGGAGGUGCGGGUCACGCUGGACCACAUCAUUGAGGACGCGCUCGUCGUGUCGUUCCGUCUAGGGGAGAAGCUCUUCUCCGGCGUCCUUAUGGAUCUGUCCAAAAGGUUUGGGCCCCAUGGGAUCCCUGUGACGGUGUUUCCCAAAAGGGAAUAUAAGGAGAAACCUGAAGCCAUGCAGCUCCAAAGUAAUACAUUCCGAGAAGGGACAGAAGUCAAGCGUGAAGUGAAUGGUGCUGUUCCCAAUGACCCUUCUCCCAUCUCGCCUCCCGAGCCGGGCUUGGCUGAAAGCCUGUGGACUUCCAAACCACCGCCUCUCUUCCAUGAAGGAGCACCUUACCCUCCCCCUUUGUUUAUCAGGGACACCUAUAACCAGUCAAUACCUCAGCCACCACCUCGGAAAAUUAAGCGACCCAAACGAAAAAUGUACAGGGAAGAACCUACUUCAAUAAUGAAUGCUAUUAAACUGCGACCCAGGCAAGUCCUGUGUGACAAAUGUAAAAACAGUGUUGUUGCGGAGAAAAAGGAAAUUAGAAAAGGUAGUAGUGCAAGUGACUCUUCUAAAUAUGAAGAUAAAAAACGGAAAAAUGAAAGUGUAACUACUGUGAACAAAAAACUGAAAACUGACCAUAAAGUGGAUGGGAAAAACCAAAACGAAAGCCAGAAAAGAAAUGCUGUGGUGAAGGUUUCCAGUAUUGCUCACAGCAGAGGCAGAGUAGUCAAAGUUUCUGCUCAGGCAAAUACAUCAAAAGCUCAGUUAAGUACUAAAAAAGUGCUCCAGAGUAAGAACAUGGAUCAUGCAAAAGCUCGGGAAGUGUUGAAAAUUGCCAAAGAAAAGGCACAAAAGAAGCAAAGUGAAACCUCUACAUCCAAAAAUGCACAUUCAAAGGUCCAUUUCACACGUCGCUAUCAGAGUCCUAGCUCAGGUUCCCUUCCACCCCGGGUUCGUUUAAAACCACAAAGGUACAGGAAUGAAGAAAAUGACUCUUCUUUGAAGACAGGACUUGAGAAAAUGCGGAGUGGCAAGAUGGCACCCAAGCCCCAGUCUCGCUGCACCUCUACCCGCUCAGCAGGUGAGGCCCCUUCAGAAAAUCAGAGUCCCUCAAAAGGCCCUGAAGAGGCCAGCAGUGAGGUUCAGGACACCAGUGAAGUGCUUGUGCCUGGUGAGCAGGAUGAACCACAGACACUGGGCAAAAAGGGCAGCAAAAGCAAUAUCUCUGUUUACAUGACCCUAAAUCAAAAGAAAUCUGACUCUUCCAGUGCUUCAGUGUGUAGCAUUGAUAGCACAGAUGAUUUGAAAUCCUCCAACUCUGAGUGUAGUUCUUCCGAAAGCUUUGAUUUUCCUCCAGGCAGUAUGCAUGCACCUUCCACCUCCUCCACUUCCUCCUCUUCAAAGGAAGAGAAAAAGCUCAGUAAUUCCUUGAAAAUGAAAGUCUUUUCCAAAAACGUCUCUAAAUGCGUCACACCAGAUGGCAGGACCAUAUGUGUAGGGGACAUUGUUUGGGCCAAGAUCUAUGGCUUCCCUUGGUGGCCAGCCCGUAUUCUCACUAUAACUGUGAGCCGGAAAGAUAACGGCCUUUUAGUCCGACAGGAGGCCCGCAUUUCGUGGUUUGGGUCUCCAACAACCUCUUUUCUUGCUCUUUCGCAACUCUCCCCCUUUUUAGAAAACUUCCAGUCACGCUUUAAUAAGAAGAGAAAGGGCCUAUACCGCAAGGCCAUCACAGAGGCGGCUAAGGCUGCCAAGCAGCUGACCCCUGAAGUGCGGGCUCUGUUGACACAGUUUGAAACGUGAACAUGGACAGUAAGGUAGGCAAGAACCAUUGGAAAGCACCGCAGAUUUCCUAGUCUAGUUAGGAGUAACUUCUACGAAAUAGCUUGGCAAAAUCGGAGAGAGGAAUUGUACUCAGUUGGCUGCUUUUUUAUACUUACCUUAUAGCCAUUUUUAGACUGAGAAGCUUAAACUGAACAAGCAAUCAAAUUUUGUCUUAAGGAAGUGAGAUUUUAGCAGUAUUUUUCAGUUUUGAAGUCAAACCAUCCCAAGGCAUAGGAGCCAUAGCCUCAACUGAAAAUGAAUUUUUGCAGGGACUGUUAAUUGCCAUUUGUACCUAGUACUGUGUGUAUGUGUGUAUAUUUAUAUAUAUAUGCACAUGUACGUAUAUGUGUGUAUAUGCAUACAUACAUAUAUAUAACAUAGCUUGUCACUAUGUGACAUAGGUUGCAUAUUUGGGAUUGCAGUAAGGGCUGGGUGAGCUGGGUGGGGGGUGGGGAUGGGGGAAUAGUGUGGGUAUUUAAUGACUACUUGUUUUUUAAUUAAUGAAUACUUAGCCCUUCUAUGUGCACAAUGGCGCAAGAGUUCAAUACUUAGGUGUUUGACAAACUGAGAUGCUUGCUAUUCAGUUGCGGACUGGGGAAAUAGCCCGGUAUUUGGGGUUAAGACUUUCAAGGCUGACAAGGUUUGAAUCGUCACUCUUGUUUAACGGGGAUUUAACAAAAACUUUCAAAAUUCUGGUUUGGGAGUUUAGGUAGGUUUGUCUUUGGAUAUGUAAAUAGUUGAUUGCUAAAUUUGGUCAGAUUUCUCCUGACUGGCUGUUCCUAAAUUCUUAGGAUACGUCCUGGUAAAUUACACUUUGUGAAUUAAUUGUCAUAUGUGUAAUUGUUGCAUUUUGGAUGUACCUAAUUUGAUAAUUUUUAAGAAAUAUUUCCGUUUAAGGUAUCUGUUUGCAGGUCAGAAAAUGAGAAAAUGUAAUUGUGUAAUGCUCUGAAAUGUAAAAAAAAAAAAAGCUGUAAAUAAAAUCGACUAAAUCCAAAUUAUUUGUGUGUGUUUCUCAAAAAGCUUUGAAAAAUAUCAAGAUGGGAGAAAGUUAUUCUUUGUAAUAGUGUAUAGAGGAGAUGAAAAAUAUCAAACCUUUAUUUUCCUAUUUGUCCUAUCAGAGAAUAUAUUACCUGACCAUAGAUAAAAUUCAAGUAAGUGAUUAAUCCAUGUAUUCUGAAAAUGAGGUUUUAUAGUGUAGAGGUCUGAUAUGCUUCUAGAUUUGAGACCCUCCUCCCGCCAAUUUCUCAUAUAUGUGUGGGUUUAAUUUUCCUCAUGUUUAGCCUUAAUACUUCAUCACAUGGCUCUUUUUUAUAUUUGGGUAGUUACAACCAGUCUCUCUUUAGUCUGGUCUGCCUCAGGUAUCCUUGCUUUUGGGGCUAGUAACAGAUCACUGUUUUUCUACAUGGUCCAUCUGUCCCUCAGAUUUGACUGACUUUCCAUUUUUAGCUUUUUAUUGUUAGUGAAAAUAGAUCUGAUUGCCUGUGGAGGCAAGUUUAUCCCAAGAUUUUUCAAGUUGCUUUCAUAUUUUUUUGUGUCUAACUACCUUUUGAACUUGAUAGAAUAUCAUUUUGACACUUUGGGAAACUUGAAAAUUUUAGAGAGAGCAACUUUGUAUAAUUCUAAGUAAUCCAAUUUGAAAUGUCUUAGUUACCUAUGGAAUUAAUGAUGAAAAGAUUAAUGGAGAUUAAAAUCCAUAAUCUGUCAGUUUUAAAGUUACGGACUUUUAUGAUUUAUGUACUGAUUUCUGCAAAAGCAAGUAGAAUUUCAUCUGGGGAAUUCAAGUCAAUGCUUUUUGAUUAUAAAAAACACACAAUUAAAAAAAACUUUCACUUGAGUAGAACAUAUUCUUUCCUGCAAACAGAAACAACUAUACUACUUUUAAAAUUCUUUGAUUAUAACAGGUUGAAAGAUGUUCACGGUGUGACUGAGGGGUUUUAAGGAAGUAUCUUAAAUUUUUGAGUACUGUUUUAGAUUAAUGAACUUGUUCAGAUAUUUUUGAAAGUUUAAAAUCUAAGGUUCAGAAAGAUUUAAGCGAGGCAGAGCAAAAAGUCACUUAAAAUAAUUUAAUUCCAAGGCUUCAUGUAAUGAUCCAGGUGAGUUUUAUCUUAACAUAGUGGGUUUGACAGUGGAUAUUGCUAAUAAGUCAAGUGCGUUGGCAAACGCACUCUGUUGGCAUAAACCAAAUUUGAUUUGUUUCAGAAGCCCUGGUUUUGGGGGGGUUGGGAAUAAAGUCAUGAUGAGUACAAAAAUAACAUUAAAUUUUAUGUAGUCCAUACCACUGAGGGAAAGGUUGAAGCAUAAUCACAAAUGUGCAUGAUCUCUAAUUAUGCCAAAGAUCCCUCCAUUUUAAACUGGCAUGUUUCAUCUGAUAUUUCAGUAAGGAAAAAUUUUAAAGAAUUCCUUAAUCUUAAAAUACAUACUAAACACUAAAUCCAGUAGCUGCAUAUUUGUGUAUUUUUCAGAUGGAAAUUUUUUAAAUUUUGAGUAAAGACACAAUGUUACAUUAGUUCAGGUGUACAAUAUAGUGAUUCAGCUUCUCUGCAUUACGCCAAAUAGAAAUUUCUUAAGCAGGUAAAUUUAUCCAGUAUUUACUGCAGAUGGAGGAGAUAGAGUUGAAUUGGAUAGUUGCAGCUAUUUUCCUUUAAAGUGGUCAAAGGAGGCAUUUACUCUUUGUAUGGAGAUAACCAAAUGCGUUUUUUUUCCUUUUGCAGAGACAAAACUAGGCUUAGGCCAAAUCUCCAGUGAUCUAAAAAAAAAAAAAAAAAAAAAGGAAAACGAAGGAUUAGCAGGGGGAGAAACUAAGUGAAAGUAAGCUGUAACAGCCAAAGACGUCUUUAUUUCUAGAAUUGCUCAGAAAUUUAAAGCAUCAGAGUAUUUUUCUUAGUUUCCCAGAAUGUAUUGAACAGAAUGCUGACUGUUCAUUUGAAAGGGAUAUCUUUUCGACUCAUUUAUAGAUGUGGAACUAGAUGUAAAAAAGAUCAGUGAGAUGGGGAAAGUAAAAUUCAUUAGUCUGGCCCAUUUGCAUGAUUUGAUGUAUCCUAUGUGGUUUUGAUGGGAAAGUCUAUAAACAGUAAUUUUAAAUUAGUACUAAGUAGACAAGAAUAUAGAUACGAAGACAGACUUCAGGCAAUAUGAAAGCGCUACUAAAAUCAAAUGUGUAUCUUGGUGGGUCUUAGUUUGUAAUUUACACAAUACUGACUUGCACUGCUAUUUUGAGCAGGUUGUACUUAAUACUGGUUAUGUUGAAGGAAAGAGAACACAUUUACAUUCCUUUAUAUACAUAGAGGAUUCCUUUACAUAAAAUAAUUGAAUUGGGAAUUGGAAAUACAGGCAUACCUCAAGAGAUACUGUGGGUUUGGUUCCAGACCACCACAAUAAAGUGAAUAUCCCAAUAAAGUGAGUCAUGAAUUUUUUGGUUUCCCAGUGCAUAUAAAAGUUAUUUAUAUUGCAGUUUAUGUGCAGUAGCAUUGUGUCUAAAAAAAAUGUAUAUACCUUAAUUAAAAAAGAACUUUACUGCUAAAAAAUCUAACCAUCUGAGCUCUCAGUGGGUCAUAAAUCUUUUCCUGGUAUGCAGAGUCUUGCCUCGAUGUUGAUGGCUGCUGACGGAUCAGGGUGGUGGUUGCUGAAGGUUGGGGUGGCUGUGGCAGUUUGGACAGUGGUGAAGUUUGCUGCAUCGAUUGACUCUGCUUUUCAUGAACAGUUUUCUUCUUUGGCAUGCAAUGUUGUUAGAUGGCAUUUACCCACAGAGGAACUUCUUUCAAAAUGGUGUCAGUCCUCUCAAAUUCUGCCGUUGUUUUUUAUCAACUAAGUUGAUGUAAUAUCCUAAAUCUUGUUUCAACAA
This is a messenger RNA of Zalophus californianus (California sea lion), 6206 nucleotides long. It is a transcript of the gene PWWP2A, whose product is annotated as PWWP domain containing 2A. Gene Ontology annotation, cellular component: nucleus. The coding region runs from base 77 to 2344 and encodes 755 amino acids. The transcript is spliced from 2 exons. Lineage: Eukaryota; Metazoa; Chordata; Mammalia; Carnivora; Otariidae. Gene Ontology annotation, molecular function: histone binding; chromatin binding. The record is from RefSeq and is a predicted model, not a curated record.